Frankliniella occidentalis (western flower thrips) is the source of this 303-nucleotide messenger RNA. Its product is annotated as histone acetyltransferase Tip60-like. Bases 4 to 303 code for a protein of 99 amino acids. The record is from RefSeq and is a predicted model, not a curated record. NCBI's taxonomy places the organism in Eukaryota, Metazoa, Arthropoda, Insecta, Thysanoptera, Thripidae. The transcript is spliced from 5 exons.
CGUAUGGGUGGAACACAAGAUUGGCCUCUUGCUGAAAUUGUGAGCAUACGAGGAUCUACAGCUUCAGAUUUGUCAUUUUAUGUACACUAUGUUGAUUUCAACAAACGACUUGAUGAAUGGGUCAGUGUCGAAAGAUUGGACACUCGGAAAGUACAAUACCCUCGAAGAGAUGGCCAGCCAGGAACUGGAGUCAAUACUCCAAAUAAGACAGCCAUUCUUGGAUCAAACAGUAUUGGUCCAUCAUCAAGGCCAACAUCUCCAAUCAGUGAUCCUCUCACCAAUGGAGUUUUUGGUUUUAUUUAA